This is a messenger RNA of Hypanus sabinus (Atlantic stingray), 2527 nucleotides long. RefSeq lists its product as uncharacterized. Bases 1 to 729 code for a protein of 242 amino acids. The record is from RefSeq and is a predicted model, not a curated record. The transcript has 6 exons. Lineage: Eukaryota; Metazoa; Chordata; Chondrichthyes; Myliobatiformes; Dasyatidae.
AUGUACGCCCCCAAACUCAUUCUCUUUUUACACAUGAUUCACUCCGCCGGCUCUCCCCUCCUCCUGAGCACCCAGUCCUUUCGAGUAUUCUGCCAUGGGGUUAUUCCACCGCUCGUUCACGAAUCCGUCAGAAAUUGUAAUCCUGCGAAAAGUUUCAGGUACGAGACCCGAAACGUCUCGGCUCGACCCGCUGAAUUCCUCCGGCAGAUUGUUGCUUCUGAAAUAUAUUAUCCACAGCAACCUGCGAAUAUAUAUAUACCUCCCACUGAAGCCUCAUUACAUCCUUGCCCUUGCUCAUCAUUCCAGUGCCCUGUGGAAUUUUCCAUUUGUGACAUCAUGUCAGCGCUCAAAAAAAAUUCCAGAUUUCAGAGGUUUUUGGAAUUUCAGUUUGUCGUCUUCUGCACAUUGGUCAUCUGUGAUGUUGAGUGUGGUCUUUCAUUGAUUCUCUUGCAGAAUGCCCACGAGAAAAUCUCAGGCUUGUAUAUGGUGACAUCCUUACAGUGGAACUGGCUACAAAGCCCCUGCACCCCACCUCAACUGGGCGCACUUGAUCCAGCCUCGCUCCUCUGCUUCAACUGCAAGGCUGGCAUAUCGCAGCCUUUUCCAUUCGUAAGCCUCAUCCACAGCAUCCUCCCAGGGGACUGUCAGCUCGAUGAUAAAGACAGGAGUUGGACCAAAGGACCAGAUCAGGCCUCAGGUUGGUCAUUGCAAUUUCAGACGGGAAGGUAAGUUCCGGCCUAAAUCAACACGCAUUUCCCAGUCCUUGGCUGAACUCAGCGGGCAUGAGUCGUGAGGUGGGGGGUUAGCCCCCAGUUUCUCUCCUUCAGGAUGAAGGAUGGUAGUUGUGGGACCGUUGUCUGGGCAUUGAGAGGCCUGGCAUUGGUGGUUACUCUAUAAAACUCUAGCUAAGCCACCCCUGGAGUACUGUGUCCAGUUCUGGUCGCCUCAGUAUAGGAAGGAUGUGGAAGCAUUGGAAAGGGUACAAAGGAGAUUUACCAGGAUGCUGCCUGGUUUAGAAAGUACGCAUCAUGAUCAGAGAUUAAGGAAGCUAGGGCUUUACUCUUUGGAGAGGAGGAUGAGAGGAGACGUGAUAGAGGUGUACAAGAUAUUAAGAGGAAUAGACAGAGUGGACAGCCAGCGCCUCUUCCUCAGGGCACCACUUCUCAGUUCAAGGGGACAUGGCUUUAAUUUAAGGGGAGGGAAGUUCAAGGGGGAUAUUAGAGGAAGGUUUUUCAUUCAGAGUGGUUGGUGCGUGGAAUGCACUGCCUGAGUCGGUGGUGGAGGCAGAUACACUAGUGAAGUUUAAGAGACUAUUAGACAGGUAUAUGGAGGAAUUUAAGGUGGGGGAUGUGAGGGAUAUGGGAUGCAGGGUUUGAGGGCCUGUACAACAUUGUGGGCCGAAGGGCCUGUAAUGUGCUGAACUAUUCUAUGUUCUAUAUCCUUCCUCAAGUAUGGAGACCAGAACUGUACACUGUACUCCAGGUGCGGCCCCACCAGUACCAUGUAUAGAUGCAGCAUGACCUCCUUUGUUAACCUUCUCUGCACUCUUUCAACCUUAUUAAUGUCCUUCCUGUAAUUAGGUGACCAAAACUGUACACAAUACUCCAAAUUCGGUCUCACCAAUGUCUUGUACAAGCUCACCAUAACAUUCGAACUCUUAUACUCAAUACUUUGAUUUAUAAAGGCCAAUGUACCAAAAGCUCUUUUUACUACCCUAUCUACCUGUGACGCCAAUUUUAGGGAAUUUUGUAUCUGUAUUCCUAGAUCUCUCUGUUCUACUGCAUUCUUCAGUGUCCUACCAUUUACCUUGUAUGUUCUACCUUGGCUUGUCCUUCCAAAAUGCAACACCUCACACUUGUCUGCAUUAAACUCCAUCUGCCAUUUUUCAGCCCAUUUUUCCAGCUGGUCCAGAUCCCUCUGCAAGCUUUGAAAACCUUCCUCACUGUCCACUACACCUCCAAUCUUUGUGUCAUCAGCAAAUUUGCUGAUCCAAUUUACCACAUUAUCAUCCAGAUCAGAUGACAGAUAACAAUGGACUCAGCACUGAUCCCUGUGGCACACCACUAGUCACAGUCCUCCACUCUCUGAUUUACUGAAUCAACUUCCACUUCCCUCUCCCCUGCCUGCUACCACCACCAAAAGCUUACUGUUCAGAGGGAGAAUUGCAGAAGAUGUAAGUUGCCUCAUGGGCUGUCGAGAUGAGAGCCUUGUUGCACAGUUAGUACAUAGCCUCAGUCAAGUCUCCACAGAUCAUAUGCAAGUACAAUUGUAUUAUUUUCUGAUUGGCAAAGGGGGUUAAAAACAUAUUUUUGAGUGCUUUUCCAGGUAACCAUGAAACAACACAAGAAUGACUAAAGAGCAUUUUAGUUAUCAAGACGUGUAUUCAGCAGCUCAACCAGAAAUGAAGUGCUGCUGUGGAGGUGAAGCAGUGUGUGUAAGGCAUGCCAAUGAAUCCAAGAAACACAGCAGAAUGAAUAAAAGAUCUGGAAAUGUUAACACUAAGUAUUUCAAUGUAUGUUUUGAUGUA